Amorphotheca resinae ATCC 22711 is the source of this 870-nucleotide messenger RNA. RefSeq lists its product as hypothetical. Bases 1 to 870 code for a protein of 289 amino acids. The record is from RefSeq and is a predicted model, not a curated record. Lineage: Eukaryota; Fungi; Ascomycota; Leotiomycetes; Helotiales; Amorphothecaceae. The transcript has 3 exons. Gene Ontology annotation, cellular component: plasma membrane.
AUGGCGCGUCCUUUGGCUCAUAUCUACUGGAUGAUUCCCAUCUUCUCGGGCUGUGUGUGGCUCGCGAUGCUGUUGGGAAUGCUUCUUUGGUGGUCCGUCGAGCAGCACUCACCACAUCUCACGCCCAUGGAUCCUGGCCAGACUAUCGCCUACAUUUCGGAUAUUGGAGCGCACUCUCUGCAGCCUCUAUUCAUUGCUAUGGGGACCGUCACUGUUGUUACCUUCAACUUCGUCUUCGUGGCCGAACGCUGGCUUCGACACCGGGGAACGUUGGCAGUAAACACAUCUUGGUUCCAGAAAGGAUUGUCGAUAUGUUCGAUCAUUGCGGCUACCGUUGGGGCCAUUGGCCUGAUCAUCCUUACCUGCUUGAAUAACUUGCAUCAUCACCACGCGCACGACGCGUGCCUGGUAAUUUUCAUCGCGGGGUACAUCGUGUCCGCGAUUUUCAUCUGCUGGGAAUACUAUCGCCUUGGCAUCCACCACAGGCAUUUCCGUAUCCUACGCGUCUCGUUCUGGAUCAAGUUGAUGUUCAUCUUGGUUGAGUUGUCUUUGGCAAUCGCAUUCGGAGUACUCAGCGAUAAAAACCACUACAAUAGGGCGGCCGUUAUCGAAUGGAUAAUCUCUUUCAUAUAUACGUUUUACGUAUGGAGUUUCGCGAUCGAUUUUAUCCCGGCCGUUCGCACGAAGCAUUACAAGAAUAAGGCGAUGGAGCUCGACAUGGUAACCGCGGUAGAGGACGAGGAGAGCAGACCUGCGGGAUAUAGUGAGGAAAUGCAGGAGACCAACAAUGCCGCGUAUAUGAAUGCGAACGCGAGCGCGACGAGGAUAAAUGGACGGUCGGAUCCGGUCGAGGCAUCCCGGAAUUUCUAA